AGGACAAUAAGAGGAGUUCGUUGUAUUUUAUUGUGAUGUAUUUUCGACUGUUGGCUGUAAAAUUCACAGAUAUACUGUUCGAACUUGAGAAUAUAAUUCAGUGGACGUCAAGGUAUAUAAGCUCGCGUGCUGGAGGAAAAUCCGGGAAAAGACUCAUUAGUAUCCAAAAAAUUAUCAGUUCCCUUGUCUCGUGAGUUAUGGAACCAAGCGACAAGAAUGUGGAGGAGAGCGAUGUGAAGAGCGUAAAGCAAGAGGAGUCGCUCUGGGAAAAGAGAACGGACAAGAGGAGCCGUAAGAAUGGCCGAGGCAAGAGGGCCAAACCCUGUCGCGCCCAGCUGAGUGCCUCCCAAGAGGAGGUGGCCCACCUGUGGAAAGCAGCCCGCCUCGCCCCGGCGCCAGGAAACAGCAUGAAGGUGAUUCUGACCGCGGCGGAAAGCAAGAAAUCGGACUCAAGCAGAUCCAGGGGUGUUUGCAACGGAAGCAGCAAUACAAGUUCUUCUAAAGCUACCGAAAUGACCACAUAUUCAUACAAACUGCGGUCAAGAUAUGGCUAUGAGCCUCUGGAUUACGUAGUUGAAGAUACAUUCAUCUUCUGCCAUUGGUGCAGGGCGUUGUGCGAGGGAGUCUGCCAGGACCACCCGCCGCUCCUGGUGCUCAACAAGGAGGUCCCGCGCGACGGCAGCCGCAGCGACCGCGCCCGCCAGACGACGCCAUGGCCGCUUCGAGUCGCCGAGUCGCCGAUCGCGGGCGCCGGAAUGGGCGUGUUCACGAGUGCCCGUCUGCCGCCGGGCCUCGUGUUCGGGCCGUACGAGGGCCGGAUCCGGACUGACCCGAAAGAGAGCGGGUACGCGUGGCAGGUGAGGUCGCCAUCGCACAAGAAAAAGACGGUUGAUAGCGUGGAUGCCUCGGUCAGCAACUGGAUGCGCUACGUGAAUUGUUCCAAGACUGAUGUGGAGGCAAAUCUAGAAGCCUUUCAGUUCUUAGGCAAUAUAUAUUACCUAAUAGUUACAUACAUAGAGGUAAAUUCGGAACUGCUUGUGUGGUAUGGCGAUGAAUAUGGCCAAGCACUGCAGUCAGCCCCGGACUCUGAGAUCGAGGACGUGGCCGAUGGCAACGCCUUCGGGGCCCUCGAGGCUGGCGGGAACCUGGCUGGUGAUGGCAGGAGCAGUCCAGAUAAAAAGAAGAUCAAGACAGAGGAUGCUGCGGAGGCGCGAGGUGAGAGCCUGAGUUUGUCGCAGCAUGAAAUGGAGCCUUUGUUUACUCCGGUGGUUCUGGAACGAGCACCAGAUGGCUCGGCGCAGAUCCAGAUUGCUGCAUCUGAGCCGCCAGGCUGUAGUCAACCUCGUGGGCACUCGGGAAAGAAGGCUCCUCAGCAAUAUAGAAAGUUCGACUGUACAUAUUGCGUUGUUUGCAAAAAGACAAUCCAAGGAAUCUGUUCGAAGCAUCCAAUGCCUCUCCUCCGUGACGCGCCGGUACCUCGAGACGGCAGCGUGAAGGAGCGAGCCCGGCUAACGGCUCCUUGGCCCUUGGUGGUUUGCCAGUCGCACUCGCAGCUGAAGGCGCGCUCUAUUGGGAAGGCCACGCGACACAUUUACUCUCAAUCUGUGCCCUCAGCAAAAACCCGCGAGCAGAACCCUCAUGGAACGUCCGCGAGUGCGAGAGUGCGAGGGCGAGAUCUUCUACGAUCCACAAUAACACGAGAUAUUCGAGCAGUGCGCUUCCGCUGGAGGGGCACCGCUUCAUUUAUCGUCAUCUCCAGUCAUCUUGUUAUUACACAUACUGCAUUGACAAGUCAACACGAUUUUGCCCAUCAACGUCUUAAGUAUCAGGCUGUGAAUCGCAUACUGUUCUACCUGUCACAUAUAAACACUGAGCUAUUGGUGUGGUAUGGAGACGCCUACGGCAGCUGGCUAAUCUUUCCCUUGCCCCAGCUCCUGUCGGGCGACGGAAAUGACCAUCUGGGGGUAGCUGGAGGAAGCAGGCAGAACAAGCGCUCCGCGUGGAAAAGAACUCGCUCCCGAGCUAGCGCGAGAGACCGGGAGCUCCGACGCCAAGAUCCGGCUCGAGGAAGCGCCACGGAGAUGACGGAAGGACCCACAAAAGGUCCUUCAGAUAGUCGGCGGGAGACUAGUGCCGAGGAUCGUUGCCGGACGGUCGUCAAGGUGAGGUGUCCUUCGGGAUAUGCCAGCAUCGUGGAGCUCGGUUUCGAAAAACCUCAGAACAAGGGAAGUGGCGUCGCCCUGCUUGCCGGACCCUCAUGGGAAGACAUUCCUUCGUCUAGGAAUUUGCAGCAAGGUGCCGCGCCGGCCUUUCCCGUGGCACUCACUGCAAGUGCAGUUUGUGACAAAUACCUCGAUGAUUCAAAAUGUAUGUCUCUCCCUGGAACGAAAGAAAUGAUUUCGAUUCCCUGUAAUAAUAAUCGCGAGAUCAGUCAGCAGGGACCUGUGAAAGAGGCCUCUCCUGCGACCACGGCCAGCGUCUCAGAAAGCAUUCCCCGUCGCAGCAAGGACGCAGGCAUCGUAGGCUCGCCCGCUGGCGCGACACACCAGAGCGUCAUUGGCCUCGGCAGUCCGCAGGACCAAAAGCUGAAAGUUAAGAGGACUGAGGACUUGCAUGCUAACAGAAGCGCGAAGUUAAAGCUCCCAUCGGAGAGUAAUACCAGGGGAAAGGUGUUAGGCAUACAACGGAUAAUUCCGGAAGAAGUAAAGGAAUGUGUAGGAGCUCGGGCUCCUGGGAGAUUCCUUAACUUGGAAGAGUAUUUUCAGUCUCACAUUAAGGCAGUACUUUUGCCAGGGGAUUGUGCCAGAACGCAUCAGUAUAUUUCAAGCGAUCACUACAAAGUCAAGCGUUUAUCGGAUUAUGUCCCCGAUAUUAAUGAGGCAUGUGGCCCCAUAUCACAUGAACUGAGUGUAUAUGAAUGUUCUCAUUGCUACAGUCCUUUCGCUCUCAAAUGUAAUUUCAUUUUUCACUUGCAUAAGUGUUCUAAUGCAUUUCUUAGUAUCAAAUUUUGAAAGAUAUCUUUUUGUGCUUAGGAGAGCCGCGUUUUCAGUUUGCUUUUACUCUGAAAAGCUAUUGGUUUCAGCAACACCAUUGCUCAUGGAUUAUAUUUAUUGACUAUUUUGCUAUUUCUCUGUUUCAAGAUAUUUAUGAAAUGUUUAUCUAAUUAACAAGAUAAGUGUAUGAGAUUGUUAGGGUAUCGGUUUUAUCAGUAUUAAAUCUUGCAUCUAUUAGUUACAAACAUGAACAUGAACAAAGAAAAGAU
This is a messenger RNA of Penaeus vannamei (Pacific white shrimp), 3262 nucleotides long. The record is from RefSeq and is a predicted model, not a curated record. NCBI's taxonomy places the organism in Eukaryota, Metazoa, Arthropoda, Malacostraca, Decapoda, Penaeidae.